Molecule: messenger RNA, 3341 nt
Organism: Aedes aegypti (yellow fever mosquito)
Lineage: Eukaryota; Metazoa; Arthropoda; Insecta; Diptera; Culicidae
Gene: TM9SF2
Product: transmembrane 9 superfamily member 2
Exons: 4
Coding region: 517-2517 (666 amino acids)
Biological process (GO): protein localization to membrane
Cellular component (GO): membrane
Source: RefSeq, a predicted model, not a curated record
GGUGACGUUUUCGCAUACGUCGAUAUGUUGAUGUCAGAGGGAAAUUUUUCUCCAGAGCUAAAAUAUCUUCGCAAUAUUCUUUCGCAGUCGGAAAAAUCGGGGUGGAAAUGUUCUGAUUUGUGCGUAUAAUCGAGUGCAUUCGGUGUGAACUUGUUCACUGAGGUGAACUGGACACAAAGACAGUGGAUUACGAGUAUAUUUGCUGCGGAAAAUCCAGUAAAUAUUUGCUUUUCGGUAGGUGAUAAGUACCGUUUGUCUGCAUCAAGAAGCUUCUCGGAAGUUUGGCGAAGGAGGAGGAACCAUUUCACCGUAGAGCGGAGGAUCGUGUGGGAGUGCGGGUGGAAGUCCUGCCUGCCUGCAGUAGAGAUAAUUCACGGGGAGGCAGAGCUGGAGAGGCAUACAAACGCUGCUUCCUGAACAAGUGGUCUGAUUUGUUUGCAUAGAUUUACGACUUGGCCUAGAUCGGUUCUUUCGGAAGGAAGGAAAGAAAAGGGGCUCAAGGAAGUACCAACAAAGAUGAGUUUAUCCAGUUGCUGCCGUUCGUCGCUUGCCGGCUUCAUGCUGGUAGUGAUGGUCAUUUGCGGAACGGUGGAUGGAUUCUAUUUGCCCGGAUUGGCCCCCGUCAAUUACUGCCGGCAGUCGGAGAUGCAGAAAUCAUGCAAGUCCGAGGUGGUAUUGUACGUGAACCGACUGAAUACCGAGGAAUCCGUCAUCCCAUACGAGUAUCAUCACUUCGAUUUCUGUCCAAUUGACGAAGCCAACUCGCCGGUGGAAAAUCUUGGACAAGUGGUGUUCGGUGAACGCAUCCGUCCAGGGCCGUACAAAAUUGAUUUCCUCGAGCAGAAAACCUGCGAGAAGGCCUGCACUCGAUACUACGUAGGCGGCGAUCCGGAAAGUGACCGUCGAUUGAUGAUCCUGAAGAAGGGAAUGAGCUUGAACUACCAGCAUCACUGGAUCGUCGACAAUAUGCCCGUUACGUGGUGCUAUCCGUUGGACAAUGACCGUCAGUACUGCAGCACUGGCUUCCCAAUGGGUUGUCUGGUACGACGUCACCCGGAUGGAGACGAGGGUUGUAUGGUGAACCCGAGCUAUAACCGAGCUGGAUAUUAUUAUCCCUUCAAUCACGUUGACCUGACAAUCACUUUCCAUAGUGGAGCUACGGAAGAAUGGGGAGUUGCCUUCAAGCAAAACGGUGGCCGUAUUAUCUCAGUCAAAGUUGUUCCAUCGUCUAUCAACCAUAAAAAUCCCGAUCAACCAGACUGUUCCAGCAAGGAACCGAUUGAAAUUCCAUCGACUGCCCUACCCAAUGGUCAGAAAAUGAACAUCACCUACACAUACUCGGUUCAUUUCGUGCAGAACAACACCAUCAAAUGGUCCUCGCGCUGGGAUUACAUUCUGGAAUCGAUGCCCCACACCAACAUUCAAUGGUUCAGCAUCCUGAACUCGCUGGUGAUUGUGCUGUUCCUGUCCGGUAUGGUGGCCAUGAUCAUGCUGCGAACACUGCACAAAGAUAUCGCCCGCUACAACCAAAUGGACUCCGGAGAGGAUGCGCAGGAGGAAUUCGGAUGGAAGUUGGUGCAUGGGGACGUUUUCCGACCACCACGCAAGGGAAUGCUGCUGUCGGUGCUGCUCGGAUCCGGAGUGCAGGUGUUCUGCAUGUCUUUGGUUACGUUGGCCUUCGCCUGCCUGGGAUUCCUUUCGCCGGCCAAUCGCGGAGCUCUGAUGACCUGCGCUAUGGUGCUGUUUGUGCUGCUAGGAACUCCCGCCGGAUACGUCUCGGCUCGCAUCUACAAGAGCUUCGGAGGAAUCAAGUGGAAGAGCAACGUCCUGCUGACGUCCAUGCUCAGUCCUGGAAUUGUUUUCGGACUCUUCUUCGUGAUGAAUCUGAUCCUGUGGAGCAAGGGAAGCUCUGGAGCCGUUCCAUUUUCGACACUGAUUGCCCUGCUGGCCCUGUGGUUUGGAGUAUCGGUGCCGCUUACCUUUGUUGGUGCUUACUUUGGGUUCCGUAAGAGGUCUCUGGAACAUCCAGUGCGCACCAACCAGAUCCCGCGCCAAAUUCCGGACCAAUCGAUCUACACCCAACCGAUCCCCGGCAUCAUCAUGGGUGGCGUCCUGCCGUUCGGUUGCAUCUUCAUCCAGCUGUUCUUCAUCCUGAACUCGCUCUGGUCCAGCCAAAUGUACUACAUGUUCGGUUUCCUGUUUCUGGUGUUCUUGAUUCUGGUCAUCACCUGCUCAGAAACGACCAUCCUGCUGUGCUAUUUCCACCUGUGUGCCGAGGACUACCACUGGUGGUGGCGAUCGUUCCUGACCUCGGGCUUCACAGCGGUCUAUCUAUUCAUCUACUGCUGUCACUACUUUGCAACCAAGCUGCAGAUCGAGGACGCCGCCUCGACCUUCCUGUACUUUGGCUACACACUGAUCAUGGUGUUCCUGUUCUUCUUGCUGACGGGAUCGAUAGGUUUCUUUGCUUGCUUCUGGUUCAUUCGCAAGAUCUACAGUGUCGUGAAGGUGGACUAAGCAGCAACCAAUUAUUGCCAGGGCCAGGAGUGAGUGCAGUCAAUCAGAAGAUCCCUUUCGAAAUUCCUCCCCUCUAUAAUAUUCUUUAUUCUCUAUUUUUGAGAUAGUUUAAAACGUACGUCUAGACGAUAAGAUUAUUAUUUAAAAAAUAACAAACUGAAGCACAUUACUAGCGACGAAAGAUUGCAAAAGAAUGAAACGAUGCACUUAAAUGAUUGAUUUUAAGCAACACAGGUUGACAAAGUGAAUAGGUGAAAUACCUGAAUUAAACAAAAAAAAAACCGUUAAUUUUCUUCACAAGACGAGAAAACCGUGAUAACAGCAGCACCUUCCAAAAAGAAAGCAAAAGAGCAGGACAAAAAUGAUUUAGCAAUGAUAUGCGCAAAGAAAAUUAAGAAACACAAGGAUUGAUCGGAGGAGAACAUGUGUGUGAUUACUUUUAGUAGUAUAAUAUCAAAAAACGAUUAAAUGCCUUCUUUUCUGUUUAAUUAUUUAAACUUACUAAGUACAGGAAGGAUAACACGAGAAAAAAACACUAAUAAAUCUGUAGUAGCCGUAAAUUAGUAUCUGUUAGGUAUGUAUUAUACUUGUAAUUGGAUGGAUUAACUGACAGAAGAAAGUAUUAAUGGGAGAAAACCUAAUUGGAUUUAUUACAAAAGCAUUUGGUUUGUAUUUGGAUAUUCCCAUUAACGAAAACUAAAUCCCAUUAUUUUGGGAUCAAUAUGCGUUGUACAGUAGAGGUACGGUUCAAGACAGUUCCUGGGCAAACCUCGUUUGAAAUUUCGUUCAAAAAUACAUACGGGAAACCCCCGUGCAAGAGUAAA